AGAGAGCAGAGGACGAGCUUCGCUGCCGAAGUCUGCGAUUGAAGGAGCUGAUUGUGAUUGGCCGAUAGGAUUCGCAUUAUUAACCAAUACUAGGGUGGCAUUUAAAAAAGACCAAUUACAAAGGUGUUCGUACGAGAAUGGACGUCACUGGCUCCGCUAUCCAAUAGAAACGCUGAUCGGUGAGGCCAGAGAUUUGCAUAAGGUCCCUAUAAAUACAGGAGUAAUCGCAUUAUCGGGCAUUCUGGUGCUCCAGAGCAACCGGGGAGUUUUCGCUAUGCCCGAGCCGGCCAAGUCCGCCCCCGCGCCCAAGAAGGGCUCCAAGAAGGCGGUGACCAAGACGCAGAAGAAGGGCGACAAGAAGCGCAAGAAGAGCCGCAAGGAGAGCUACUCGAUCUACGUGUACAAGGUGCUGAAGCAGGUGCACCCCGACACGGGCAUCUCGUCCAAAGCCAUGGGCAUCAUGAACUCCUUCGUCAACGACAUCUUCGAGCGCAUCGCCGGCGAGGCCUCGCGCCUGGCGCACUACAACAAGCGCUCCACCAUCACCUCGCGGGAGAUCCAGACGGCCGUGCGGCUCCUGCUGCCCGGCGAGCUGGCCAAGCACGCCGUCUCCGAGGGCACCAAGGCUGUCACCAAGUACACCAGCUCCAAGUAGAGCGCCUCGGGCCGUCAGUUUUAACCCAAAGGCUCUUUUAAGAGCCACCAAUUUUUUCAAGUAGAAGGGCUGAAUUACUGGUUUGUUUUUUUUUUUUUUUCUUGGGAGGUAUGUAAAUAGCCUGUUUAUUUGCAUGUCACUAGAAAGUUGAGUACUUGCCUUUUUAGGUAGCUGAACUGUUACUUAAUUUUGAAGUGGUGAGGGCUCUGUUAGCAGCUUAUACUCAGCGUAUAGUUAUACUUGGUUGUUUAAAACUUCCAAACGAGUACACGUUAUUGCCUCUGGUCUCGAAUGUGGUUAAGCAGCAGCAGCAACUUUUUCCUAGUGUUUUGCCAGCUCUUGUUUUCAGAACUCAGAAGUACUGCGGAGGGAUGGUGGCUCACCUUUUAUUAAGAGUUUUAAUUCCUCUUUAUAAGUCCGGUAGAAAAUCCUAGAUUCUAUUAUGAACUCGCUUUCUGUGUGCUAUACUGGUUAAAUUAAAAAAAAAAUCAUAUUUCUGCCUCUUUCAGUGACUAAUAAAUAUUUUGAAAGCUGUUUCUAAAGCAA
Molecule: messenger RNA, 1201 nt
Organism: Grus americana (Whooping crane)
Lineage: Eukaryota; Metazoa; Chordata; Aves; Gruiformes; Gruidae
Product: histone H2B 1/2/3/4/6
Exons: 1
Coding region: 275-655 (126 amino acids)
Cellular component (GO): nucleosome
Molecular function (GO): DNA binding; protein heterodimerization activity; structural constituent of chromatin
Source: RefSeq, a predicted model, not a curated record